GAUCGCUUGUUCCUUUCAGAUCUGGGACUAGAUUUCAGAGGAAAUGGUAGACUUUAAUAGCUCGGGGGAGGGAAGGUGGAGGGAGAGGCUGCUGUCCCAGGAGCCUAGGGAAGGAAGAGGCAAUUUUUCAUAAAAAGUACAAGUGGCCCGUAGCCCCAGGGGAAGAUGUCGUCCCUUUCUGGUAAUCGGUGGAAGGGAAACACAACUACAAGGUGAUGAGAUUAUCGAAGAAGAAAGAGUAACAAGGCCUGGUGUGGGGGAGGGAAAGGAGGGGGGCGGGCCCUCUUCUGCCGCACUGCUGGUGGGAGGGGAAAUUGGGGACCCGAGUUGGUGGAUGACGUAGCUCUCACGUGACCAAGAGCUGACGUGUGCAGAAGUCCUUCUUGUCCUGGUCGUUGUUCCCGUCUGAGUACCAGCUCCCCAUUGCCCUGAGGGCGGGCGGGCCUGCGGCGGAGGGAAAAAGGAAGAGGAGAAGAAAAUUGUCCCGGAUCCCUGCAGGUCAGUGCCUGGGAGAUUCCAUAAAGUCAGGGUGCUAGAGGGUGUAGGGCCGAGACCGUCGCGGGUACUGAGGCGCCUCCGUCGUCUCUCCCACUCGCCGCCCGCUUUCCAAGACAUAUGUCCCGCCUGCACCCCAUUUCGAUGCUGCGAAACGGUGAGCUGGGGAGUGUUUGGGGAAAAGCUCAGAGAUCAGGAGAUGGGAAUCUGCUGGGAGCCUAGGCCCGCAAUCCGGAAAGGGAGCUGUGGCCUGGGUGUUGGCCCCUAGUCCACCAGGACAGUGCCGGAGGGGAAUGGCUGGAUAUGGGGGCGGGGGUGGUGAGAUGCAACGUGAUAUGUCAGCAGAACCCCAAGAGAGGUAAUAGGGGUGGGAAACCUCUGACAACCAGGCCUCCGAAUUAGAAAAGAGUUUUGUGUUCUGGGGACUAGUCCGUCCACCAAGCACGCAGUGGCGGCAGUUUCCCGUCUUUCUGCCUGUGGCUGUGUCUUCCUGACCAUGGCUCUGUGUCUAGUGGGUCCAAGCCUCUCCCGGGUGGCCAGUCUUUCUGUAGGUUGCGGCACAACGCCAGGCAAAAGAAGAGGAAGGAAAUUAAUCCUAAUCGGUGAAGGUCGAUUUGAGGGUCUGCUGUAGCAGGUGGCUCCGCUUGAAGCGAGGGAGGAAGUUUCCUCCGAUCAGUAGAGAUUGGAAAGGUUGUUGGGCGUGGCACACCACCAGGAAACAGAAGGGGCGAACUGCUUGUCUUGAGGAGGUCAACCUCCAGAAUCAGCUAUUGUGGCCUUGAAGUGGCUGAAGACGAUCACCCUCCACAGGCUUGAGCCCAGUCCCACAGCCUUCCUCCCCCAGCCUGAGUGACUACUCUAUUCCUUGGUCCCUGCUAUUGUCAGGGACGAUUGCAUGGGCUACGCCAGGAAAGUAGGCUGGGUGACUGCAGGCCUGGUGAUUGGGGCUGGCGCCUGCUAUUGCAUUUAUAAACUGACUAGGGGAAGAAAACAGAACAAGGAAAAAAUGGCUGAGGGUGGAUCUGGGGAUGUGGAUGAUGCUGGGGACUGUUCUGGGGCCAGGUAUAAUGACUGGUCUGAUGAUGAUGAUGACAGCAAUGAGAGCAAGAGUAUAGUAUGGUACCCACCUUGGGCCCGGAUUGGGACUGAAGCUGGAACCAGAGCCAGGGCCAGGGCAAGGGCCAGGGCUACCCGGGCACGUCGGGCUGUCCAGAAACGGGCUUCCCCCAAUUCAGAUGAUACCAUUUUGUCCCCUCAAGAGCUGCAAAAGGUUCUUUGCUUGGUUGAGAUGUCUGAAAAGCCUUAUAUUCUUGAAGCAGCUUUAAUUGCUCUGGGUAACAAUGCUGCUUAUGCAUUUAACAGAGAUAUUAUUCGUGAUCUCGGUGGUCUCCCAAUUGUCGCAAAGAUUCUCAAUACGCGGGAUCCCAUAGUUAAGGAAAAGGCUUUAAUUGUCCUGAAUAACUUGAGUGUGAAUGCUGAAAAUCAGCGCAGGCUUAAGGUAUACAUGAAUCAAGUGUGUGAUGACACAAUCACUUCUCGAUUGAACUCAUCUGUGCAGCUUGCUGGACUGAGAUUGCUUACAAAUAUGACUGUUACUAAUGAGUAUCAGCACAUGCUUGCUAAUUCCAUUUCUGACUUUUUUCGUUUAUUUUCAGCGGGAAAUGAAGAAACCAAACUUCAGGUUCUGAAACUCCUUUUGAAUUUGGCUGAAAAUCCAGCCAUGACUAGGGAACUGCUCAGGGCCCAAGUACCAUCUUCACUGGGCUCCCUCUUUAAUAAGAAGGAGAACAAAGAAGUUAUUCUUAAACUUCUGGUCAUAUUUGAGAAUAUAAAUGAUAAUUUCAAAUGGGAAGAAAAUGAACCUACUCAGAAUCAAUUCGGUGAAGGUUCACUUUUUUUCUUUUUAAAAGAAUUUCAAGUGUGUGCUGAUAAGGUUCUGGGAAUAGAAAGCCACCAUGAUUUUUUGGUGAAAGUAAAAGUUGGAAAAUUCAUGGCCAAACUGGCUGAACAUAUGUUCCCAAAGAGCCAGGAAUAACACCUUGAUUUUGUAAUUUGGAAGCAACACACAUUGUAAACUAUUCAUUUUCUCCACCUUGUUUAUAUGGUAAAGGAAUCCUUUCUGCUACCAGUUUUGAAUAAUGAAUAUCAUAUCGUAUCAUCAAUGCUGAUAUUUAACCGAGUUGGUCUUUAGGUUUAAGAUGGAUGAAUGAAUAUCACUACUUGUUCUGAAAACAUGUUUGUUGCUUUUUAUCUCGCUGCCUAGAUUGAAAUAUUUUGCUUUUCUUCUGCAUAAGUGACAGUGAACCAAUUCAUCAUAAGUAAGCUCCCUUCUGUCAUUUUCAUUGAUUUAAUUUGUGUAUCAUCAAUAAAGUUGUAUAUUAAUGCUGGAAAGAAAAAAAAGAAGAAAGAAAGAAACCAUCCCUGUCCUUCAGUUUAUAAUCAAGUUGGAGAGAUAAGAAACGUACAAACCAAAAUAUAACAGAAUAUCUGAAGCAUGUACUCAUUGUCAGAUGUUCCCUCUGAGAGCACAAAGGAGGCAAAAGCUUCUGUGGGAUGUGCUAGUCGGCUAAAGCUUCAUGGAGGAGGUGGCAAUUGAAAAUGAGUCCUGCAUGGGGUAGGGUGGUUAGGGAAUUCCAUGAGACAUGACGAGGGGGGCAUGGUGUGAGAAAGGCAUGGAAGUAGGAACCCUCUUCCUAUGACAGUCAGGAGAUCAUUCUGCUUAGAGUGGAUAGUGUGGAGAGUGGGAGUAGAUAAUUUUGGAAAGCUGGGUGAAGCCAGUUGUGGAGAGUUGUUUGAAUAUUAUCCCACUGAACACCCAGACCCACUAAAUCUUUUUUUACUAGAAAAUAAUUGGGGUCCAUAUGAAAGUCUCUAUCUGUUACUGUAUGGUGUCAGUGAGGGUGUGGCAAAAUGGAGCCUUUCACACCCUAGUGGUGGCCAUUUGGUAAUACAGAUCAUAAGCCUUAAACUAUGUAAACCCUUUGUCCUAAGGAAGUAAUUGAAUAAUUGCCCAAAGAUUGUAUGUAGAAGGCUGUUCAUCCCAGCACUGUCUAAGCUAGUAAAAAUUGGAAACAAUUUAAGUAUCUAGCACAUUGGAUUGGUUAUAAAGUAAGGAAUGUUUACACAGUAGGAUAAGUAUGCUGAUGGAAAUCUAUAUUGCCAGAAAAGCUAUUCAUUAUGCAUUGUGAAGUGAGAAAGAAAAAAUGGGUAGAUGGAAGUAUUUGAAGUAUAAUUCCAUUUUUUUAAGACUAAUAAAACAUAUGUUUAAAAGGACACUAAAAACUGGAGUUAUAGAUAUCCAGAUAGAAACAGUAGUUAUCUUUGGGUAGAAGGAUAAUGAAUGAUCUUUACUUUUUUACUUUUUAUUCAUCUAUGUGUUUUUAUUUAUCUAAAAUGGGUAUUGAUUUUUAGGAAGUUUUUGAGAAAGAAAAGUGAUGGGAAUGAAGCAAGUGAUUGAUUGGAACACAUAUUGAAUGGAAGAAAUAUUUAGAUUAAAAAUGAGGUAGGUUGAAGUUUCUUCUCUGAAAUGAUAGAUAAGGCUUAUUAUGAGGAUUCAAUGAGGUAAUAUAUGCAAAGUACUUACAAUGUUCUGGCACAUAGUAGUUAAUUAAGAAAAUUGAGCACCCUUAACUACCUAGAAUGCAGGGUUGAUAGUUUUUUGGUUGACUUUUGUUUUGCUGGGGCAUUCUGCCAUGUUUUAGUGUCAUUUAAUAAAUAAUAGUAACAAUAAAGGUUAACAUUUAUUAAGUGA
Molecule: messenger RNA, 4246 nt
Organism: Cercocebus atys (sooty mangabey)
Lineage: Eukaryota; Metazoa; Chordata; Mammalia; Primates; Cercopithecidae
Gene: ARMCX3
Product: armadillo repeat containing, X-linked 3
Exons: 4
Coding region: 1391-2530 (379 amino acids)
Cellular component (GO): mitochondrion
Molecular function (GO): protein binding
Source: RefSeq, a predicted model, not a curated record